AUGGCGCACCCACAGGCCUCUUCCGCCUUCCCCUACUGUCACAGGCUGCCCCUGCUCGCUGCAGAGACAGCGGCCAGCUUGGGCUCCAAGCGGCCCAGCCUCCCCAGCUGGCCAAGUCCUUGCAGCCAUCAUCCUGUCACCUCAGGGACCAGAGGGCCCCGCUGGCCCCGCAGCCCUCCCAAGGCCCUGGGCUCAGGCCCACCUCCUCCUGGACUUUUCCGGCCUGUAUCAGGCUGUGGCCACAUUAGAGAGACAGGGCAGCACCAGCCCAGGAGAGAGUCUGUGACACUGAACAUCAUCCCUCGGAAUUCUAGGAAGAGACUUGCUGCCUGCCUUCCUCCAGCCUACAGACCUGUGUCCCUUUUCCCAUACCUGCCCUGGCCUUCAAACCCAGCCGUUCAUCCCUACACCUUGCAACCUCCACUCUUAAGGGACAGCUAA
Molecule: messenger RNA, 441 nt
Organism: Rangifer tarandus platyrhynchus (Svalbard reindeer)
Lineage: Eukaryota; Metazoa; Chordata; Mammalia; Artiodactyla; Cervidae
Source: the annotation of a GenBank genome assembly